AUGAACCAUUUAAUGGGACAGUUACCUGAAGUAUUAACUAAUGAUUAUUGUCAAAAUAUUAUUAGAAGAAUGAAAGAAAGAGAAGGGAAAUUAGUAGGACUUCCUCAUAAUUUAAUUAUUGAUAUAUUAGUUAAAGGAACAGAAUAUCUUCGAUUAACUGAUAACUUGAUUAAAAUUGAACCUGAAAAGAAAGAUGAUGAUCAUUAUUUCAUUAUUGUAGGAGAUUUACAUGGUCAAUUUAAUGACUUAAUUAAAAUUUUUGAUAAAUUUGGCUAUCCAACAAAACAACACGUUUAUAUUUUACUUGGUGAUUAUGUAGAUAGAGGAGUUGAUGGUUUAGAAAUUUUAGUUACAAUGAGUAUUUUAAAAUUAACAGAACCAAAAUCAAUUUACUUUUUAAGAGGAAAUCAUGAAAGUUUAGCUAUGAAUUCAUUAUAUGGAUUUACUGAUGAAAUUAAAUCUAAGUUUCCACAAGAUUAUAUUUCAAUAUUAAAUGUUUGUAGUGAAUUUUAUAAAUCUCUUCCUUUAGCAGCAGUAGUUGCUAAUUCUGCAUUUUGUGCUCAUGGUGGAAUUUUUUCAAGAAAUGAAUUAACACAACCUGGAUUUAUUGAAGAAAUUAAUAGUAUUGAUCGUUUCAUUGAUGAAGACCCAAAUAAUCCUAUAUCAUUAUUUAAUCAAUUAUUAUGGUCAGAUCCUGAACUUGCUGAUGGUUUUAAGAAAAAUGAUUUUAGAGGUGUGGGGAUUGUUUGGGGAUCAAAACAAUCAAAUUUAUUUCUUCAACAAAACCAUUUAAAAUUUAUUAUUCGUGCUCAUGAAUCACCUGAAGCUCGUUGUAUUCGUGUUCGUUAUAGAUUAGGAGGAAUGCAAGACGGUUAUGUUCAAGACCAUUGUACUUGUGAAGGUGGUGCAUAUACUUUGUAUUCUGCACCUUGUGAUAAAGUAUGUAUUCAAGGAGUAAUACAACCAUGUCUAGGGGCUGUAGCAGUUUUGUUAUACCCAUACAACGAGUUAUGUUUCCAACAAUUUUCAUGA
Molecule: messenger RNA, 1032 nt
Organism: Entamoeba dispar SAW760
Lineage: Eukaryota; Evosea; Mastigamoebida; Endamoebidae
Product: serine/threonine protein phosphatase PP1, putative
Exons: 1
Coding region: 1-1032 (343 amino acids)
Cellular component (GO): nucleus; cytosol
Molecular function (GO): protein serine/threonine phosphatase activity
Source: RefSeq, a predicted model, not a curated record